GGUGGUGUAUAAUGAAGUCGCCGCUCGUGCCGAUGUGUGUGCUUACUCAGCAAACAUGCGUCGUCAUUAGAACACAAAGUGUGCUCACGUGCCCAAGCAGCGUGCUCUCUCUAGCUAGCUAGCUACAGAGUUUCUCUAGCAAGAGAGCAGAGCUGCGGCCGACAGAGCGUAUAGAGAGGCAGUAGAUAGGAAUGCUAUCCAAGAGCGCUCUCACGUUUUGGCGGGAGUUUUUCGCAUACAGACAUUCAGAAAGAGUUGGACAACAGUCAGGCUGAGAUAGCACAAGAAGCAGGAUGACUCGGAGACCUCCAGGAAAAACUCAUCGAGCUGAUCAGAGAUUUCAGAAGAACGCUUCUCGAGGAGGUUCGUGGAAGGUGUCCCCCUCCUGAAGUCGUUCCAGGCCGAGAUUGACGCUCUGCUCUCGCAGGAGUCAGGCCGCUGGAGGCCGCCUUUUCGUCUCAGCCUACAGAGAACCAUUGAGAUCCCUGACCCCAUUCCGGUACUGGAACAGGCGGUGGCGGUCCAGCAGAGACUCCAGUCUGCUCAGGACCACGAGGUCCAGAACUCAAAGCUGAGAGAGACACUGGAGGAAUACAAGAUCUUGAGUUUGCCCAGGUCAAGAGCCAGGAGGUGACUAUCAAUAGACUGAGGGAAAAACUGAAGGAAAUGGAGCAAGACCUGGAGGGAAAGAUGGCGGCCAGAGCCAUCGAGCAAGAAGCGGAGAUCCUGAAGACAUUUCAAGAGAGAGAGAGAGAACUCAAGAGCUCAUCUGCCCAGGCACUAUCACGACUGGCUGAGGCUGAGUCCAAAGUGAGGACACUGCAGUCGGCCCUGGAGACCACUCAGUCUGAGCUUCUGGAACUGAAGAAUAAGUUUGAUGAAGACGCCCACGCCAAGUCCUCUGAACUGGAUCUACUUGUUGUGGACCUCGAAAGAGCACACCAGAAAGCAAUGGCGGCUGAAAGAGAGUUGGAGCACGUGAGACAGACUGCCGGCUCUCUACCCACCGACACAUCACGGGAAAAGGCUCAGUCCGAGAGAGUGGAGCUGGAAUUGGAGUUGCAAGCCAGAGAGAAAGAGAAUGCGCGACUGGUGGAAGACGGGGCUAAGUUACAGACCACACUAUCUCGCCUUAGAGAAGCCUCUACCACUCAGAUCCACUCUCUGGAACAGCAACUGGCUGAAAAGACGGAACUGCUGAGGCAGGUCGAAGCUCAACUAGCCUCCCAGUCAGACUACGAGGAGAUAAAGAGAGAGCUAGAUGUCAUAAAAAUGAUAGAGUUUUCUGCAAAGUCUUCAUCCUCCGAUAGUGCAACUGGUGCUGAAGCUCCACACCCCUCCAAGCCUCUCGAGGUGCUUUUAUUGGAGAAAAACCGAGCACUGCAGAAUGAAAACAUGUCUCUCAAGUUGGAGCUGUCAGAACUCAGAGGUCACUUCUCAUCUCUCCAGACACAGCACUCGGAUGUACUGCACACCCUGCAGGAGCAAAAGGAUCUGAUUGGUCAACUCGAAUCUGAUCUUCUUCGAGCUCAGCCCUACAUACCACAGAGAACAGAAAGAGAGGGUCAAGCCACCGGUUCUUCUUCUGCCAGCAUAAUGUCUGAGGUCCUGCGGGAUGUGGGAGGAGGGGGAGGGAGAGAGACGGUGGUGGGCAGUGAUGGCGGGGCUGACUCCCUCCUCCUGAUCGUCUCCGGUCAGAGAGAGCGUUUCAGACAGAGGAACGUGGAGCUGGAGGCUGAGUGUCGUCAACAUCGCACCACAGUCUCGGUCCUCCAGAGAGAGGCCGACGCCCUCAGAGCCGACAACGUGAAACUGUACGAAAAAAUCAAGUUUCUCCAAAGCUACCCCGGAACACGUAAGUCAGUGGAUGACAGAGACACCCUCACUAGAUACUCGUCAGAGUACGAGACACAGCUGGACCCUUUUACCGCCUUCAGUGCUCAGGAGAGGGAGCGAAAGUACAGACAGCUCAGCGGACCAGACAAAGCCACUCUCGUACUGGGGCGUUUCAUACUCUCAAACAAAGUUGCGCGAAUGGUUGCCUUCUUCUACACUCUCCUCCUCCAUCUUCUCGUCUUUCUGGUUUUGUUCAAGUUGGCCGGUAUGCAGUCGUUUGAACGCAACAUGUACGCUGAAUGCGCCAAAAGGUUUACAGAGCACAUGCAACUCUUUCAUCCAGAACACGUAGAUGACGUUCUAAGGACUUUUGAAGAAAUGAAACAGUUAGGAUAGCACACCGACCCAUUAUUAUAACAAAUCUCACUCUCUCAAACUGUUGUUAUCUCCAUGAGCACAAAUCCACCAAUGAAAAUGCUGCUGUUAGUAAUCAUAAUAAUAUUGCGCAUAAUUUGGUAUUUCCUGUUUUGUUGUUGUCAUAAUGAGCUACGUAUGUGAUUUACUCACUGCACUCAGCACUGGCAAUGAGUUAUAGUUACCACUUGGAGUGGGGAUGGUGUAGUAUUGAAGGGUUUCUAA
Molecule: messenger RNA, 2475 nt
Organism: Geodia barretti
Lineage: Eukaryota; Metazoa; Porifera; Demospongiae; Tetractinellida; Geodiidae
Source: the annotation of a GenBank genome assembly